AUGGAGUUUGUGUUGCCCAUCGGCACCACGACGUACCAGUCACGCCGGCACGAACAGCUUCGUCGACGUGAGUACUUUGGCGUGUUGCCCGACUUCGAGGACGAGCCUACCAGGCCUCAGGUCGCCAUGACGACGUGCAACGGUGAACCGGCCGACGAGGUCAAGCCGAGUCGACAUUCACGAAUCGGCAUCUACUACAAACGACCGCCUGGCCUUCGGGCCAGACACGCACUGGGCGACCUAAGCGGCGCCAGUGACACCUCGAACGCCGACUAUGUACCCGAGCCGCCCUUUACUCGUCAUCAGGACAACCGACUGCGACUCGGUCUGACCGUUCAGUCGAGACUCAGGCCCAGAUGG
Molecule: messenger RNA, 360 nt
Organism: Protopolystoma xenopodis
Lineage: Eukaryota; Metazoa; Platyhelminthes; Monogenea; Polystomatidea; Polystomatidae
Source: the annotation of a GenBank genome assembly